AUGGGGGAUCUUGUCAGAUAUCUUGCCCCGGUAUACAUCUUUCCUGCUUGGUCCAUAUCCAAGCCAAAAGCUGAACGCCGCUUCGAUGAGAAGAACAUAGCCGACAAAACACACUCCGCUCUUGAGUUCCCCCAAAUCACAACAAAAUACUCUAUCUCAAAUCAAGAGAAAGGAUCAAAUACAAAGGUUUAUGCUAUAGUUUACAAAGAACGUGGUGUACGGCGUGUAUCACCACGUACCGGAAAAAUAUUUUACACUCCUGCUGUGAGCGAGUCACUUAAACCUCGUGUUGGUAUGGUCUUUGACUCAAUUGACCAAGCUUAUGGUUUUUAUGUCAAGUAUGCUCAUGCAAGUGGUUUCUCGGUUAGGAAGAACACUUCAUACAACAAUACAAAUGGUGUUCUUAAGUUGAAGUAUUUUACAUGUUCUAAAGAAGGUUUUAAAAUUCCUAAUAAGGGUACAGGAAAGCGUCGGAAACCAUCUAAGAGAGUUGGAUGUGAGGCUCAUAUUAAGUUACAGCUAACUGUUGAUGGGAAGUUUGAAGUAUAUAUUUUCCAAGAGGAACAUAAUCAUAGUUUCGUGCAUGAAGAAGACCUCCAGUUUUUGAGAUCCGUGAGAAGGGUUGAUCAUGCAAAAGAAAAUGCCAUUCAAGCGUUGUCUACGAUAAAUCUAGGGCCUGUAAGGGCAUUUAAUGUUUUGAAAAGUUUGUAUGGUAGUUACGAGGAGGUAGGUGCUACAAGAACUGAUUUUAAAAAUUAUAAGAGGGACUUAAAUCAAUACAUUGGGGAGAAUGAUGUAGAUAUGGUUAUUAAGCGUCUUGCGAAGAAAAAACAAUACUGUCCAAAUUUCUCAUUUGAGUAUGAAGUCAAUCAAGAUGGAACUUUAGGUGGUGUUUUCUGGGCGGAUGAGAUUUCAAAAAUUAAUUAUAUGGUUUUUAGUGAUGUCGUUGGGUAUGAUAUGGUAUUUGUUCCUUUCACUGGUAUAGAUAACCACAAUAGGAAUGUAACGCUUGGUGCUGCGCUUCUUGGAUCAGAAACUGCUGAUUCAUAUAGGUGGUUGUUGAGGAUGUAUGUUAAGGCGUUUGGUGUUGCACCUAAAGUAGUUGUUACCGACCAAGAUCCUGCCAUGAAAAGGGCUAUUUUAGAUGUUUUACCAGAUAGCCGUCACAGGUUAUGUAUGAGGCACAUAUGGGAGAAAUUGACUCCUAAGCUUGGACCAGUUUUGUGUAACACUACAGAUUUUAAAAAAACAUUGGCGAAGAUUGUAUGGUCAGAUUCAAUUUCACGUAAUGAGUUCGAGGAGAAGUGGCAUGCAAUACUUUCUGAGUAUUGUUUAAGUAAUCAUGAAUGGUUGGGCAGUCUUUAUAAUAUUAGACAUGAUUGGAUUCCAGCAUACUAUUUAGAAGAAAAUUUGUCAGGGCUUAUGCGUACGACAUCCAGAUCAGAGAGCGAGAAUCAUUUCUUUAAUCAAUUUUGCAAUCCACACUCAACUUUGGUUGAGUUUUUUAGCCAUUUUGAAACUGCAAUUGAGGCUCAAAGGUACGAGCAUAGAAAAAAUGAUCAUGAAACAAGAUACAAUGAAGAUGAACUUUGGUUCCCUGAUUUUGUACUUGAAGAACAAGCCUUAAAGUUGUUUACACGGACAAUAUUUUUGGAUCAACAAUUGGAGAUUUAUGAUGCCAUUAACAAAUGUGUGUCUGUUUCUAGACAACAAGUAGAUGGUUGUAUGAAGUUUGAAAUUGAGGAUAUCUUACAGCCAUGCACUUCAUAUUUUGAGGUUAUGUUUCGAAAUGAAGAUCAAACAAUAUCUUGUAGUUGUAGAAGGUUUGAACAAUGGGGAUUAAUAUGCCGACAUAUUUUUUAUGUUCUUAGGCUUUGUUACGUAACUGAGUUCCCAAAGAAGUAUGUGGCAAAGCGUUGGAGGAGAGAAGCCGUUCCAAAUAGUUCACUUCGACCUAUAAGGUAUGAUGAUAUCGAAAACAAUGGUGAUGAUAUUCAAGAAAUACUUCGUGAAAUAAGGUUUGCAAAUGAAUAUACAAUAAAUCGAUUGGUUCAAGACAAAGAGCAGUUGUGUCUUUACAGAGAUUAUCUAAAAGCUUACAUGUCUAAGGCUGAUGAUGUUCAAGUUGUUGCUCCGGCUCCUAGUAGGAGAGAUAGAUUUGCAAAAAUGACUGGGACUAGUGAACCAUGUGAUGUUAUAGUUAGAAAUCCAAUUAAAACAAGAACAAAAGGGACUCAUAAGCGUUUGAAGUCAAAUCGUGAGAUUGCAAUUACUCGAGCUGGGAAGAAACAAAAAGGAUGCAGUUUUUGCAAAGGUACUGGUCAUAAUGUACGCACAUGCAGUUUACGCAUACAAAGUACUAAGGAGAAAGAAGCGACAAGUAGUUCAGGAGUUACCAAUAUGCAAGAAUAG
This is a messenger RNA of Helianthus annuus (common sunflower), 2412 nucleotides long. RefSeq names its product protein FAR1-RELATED SEQUENCE 5-like. The coding region runs from base 1 to 2412 and encodes 803 amino acids. The record is from RefSeq and is a predicted model, not a curated record. The transcript is spliced from 7 exons. Lineage: Eukaryota; Viridiplantae; Streptophyta; Magnoliopsida; Asterales; Asteraceae. Gene Ontology annotation, biological process: regulation of DNA-templated transcription. Gene Ontology annotation, molecular function: zinc ion binding.